Molecule: messenger RNA, 2070 nt
Organism: Cynara cardunculus var. scolymus (artichoke)
Lineage: Eukaryota; Viridiplantae; Streptophyta; Magnoliopsida; Asterales; Asteraceae
Product: probable myosin-binding protein 5
Exons: 3
Coding region: 1-2070 (689 amino acids)
Molecular function (GO): myosin binding
Source: RefSeq, a predicted model, not a curated record
AUGGCAUCAUCUAAACGCUCGUUCAAGAUGUUCGUUGUGGAAGAACUGGGCGGAUUCCCGCAUUUCCUGUUAUGGGCUUUUCUUGAAUGGAUAUUAAUAGCAUCUCUUUAUAUCGAUGGUUUCCUUGCAUUUAUCUCGAGUACGUUUGCCACAAUCUUCGAGCUCGAACCACCGUGUGUGUUGUGCACACGUGUCGACCAUGCGCUCGUAGGUAAGGACCCACAUACUUACUACAAUAACUCCAUCUGCGAAUGUCACAAGAAAGACAUAUCUUCCUUGGCUUAUUGCCAUGUCCACCGAAAACUCUCCGAUAUUCAAACCAUGUGUGAAGGUUGUCUUCUUUCGUUUGCAACCGAGAAAGAAUCUGAUACUAGUACCAACAAAUCGAUUCUCGGGAGUUGGCAAAACGACAACAAUUUGUUUAUGAAAGAUGAUAGGAAGACGAUUCUGAAGACGACGGCUAAUGACUAUAACGACAGUAUGCUUGAUGUAAAUAAGUGUUCCUGUUGUGGCGAGCUUUUGAAAACGAGAGCUGCUUCUAAAGGUUUUGCUAGAAGCUUUUCGAACCUUCGUGCUCUUGGAGCGACUUCUUCUCCAAGAGCACAAGCAGCGGCUUCUUCUCCUCGAGCAAUAUCAUCAACUUUUUCUCCUAGAAUGUGUUUCACGCCAACGUCAUGGAGAACUGAGGAUUCACGAUAUACAGAGCUCAAAUUUGUAUCUGAUACCGAACCAGAUAUGCCAGAGUAUGACUUCGGAUUUAGCACAGAUUCUAAAAAAGACAUGAAAUCUGCAACAAUGCAAUUGCUACCAGAUUCUGAGGAUAUGAAUGAUGAGUCCUGCAAAACCCCAAAUUUGAUCAAAAGUAACAAAUUCUUUGGGAUACCACUGAAUGAGUCAACUACAGUUAGUCCUAGAUGGGCAAACAAGACUCCAAAGAAAGCAUCGUCAUUGGAAAAAUUUGAUACGUCGUUGGAGAUAAACGACGAAUCUCCAGGAGAUGGUGAUUCUUCGAGUCUUCAGUGCUUAAAGAAACAAGCUCGUAUAGAUCGAAAGAAUCUUGUAACAUUGACAAUGGAACUGGAGGAAGAAAGGAGUGCUGCUGCUGUUGCAGCUAACAACGCAAUGGCAAUGAUCACACGGUUACAAGCAGAGAAGGCAGCUGUCCAAAUGGAGGCAUUACAGUAUCAGAGGAUGAUGGAAGAGCAAGCUGAGUAUGAUCAAGAAGCUAUUCAAAUACUUCAAGAUUUGGUAGCUAAGAGAGAUGAACAUAUGAAGGCCAUGGAAUCAGAACUUGAGAGUUACAGAGAGAGAUAUGGAGAACUUAGGAAAGUAGGUAGCGACCAAUGUGAAGCUGAUGCUGAUGAAUAUUACCAGGAGUGGAGAUCUCAAUCUUUAUCGUCUUUCGGUGAGAAAUCCGAGUCUGGGACACCUUUGGGAAGAGAUUAUGACGAUUCUGGGAGCCAUUAUGUUGAUCCCAGGAGCCCUUUAGAAAGGGAUUAUGUCGAUCCUGGUAGUCCUUUGGAAAAAGAUUAUGCCGAUACCAUGAGCCCUUUAGAAAGGGAUCAUGAUGAGUCCGGGAGCCCUUUGGGAAGUGAUCAUGAUCAUGACGAGCCGAAAAGCCCAUUGAAAAGGGAUCAUGAAGAGUCCGAGAGUCCUUCGCGAAGAAAUCAUGAUGAAGAUGGUGAGAGCCACUCUGGAAGAUCCAUAGAAAACGAAGAAAGGGACACCUAUGAGGAAUCAUUGUUCGAUUUCGAAAAUGAAAAAUAUCAACUUUACAGUAUGUUGAAGAAUCUAGAAAACCACAUCCAAUCAUUUGAUGAUGAUGAUGAAUGGGAUGAAGAAGAUAAAGAUAUAGUUCAAGAAAAUAGGGCAACCCUUAAAAGAGAGGUAUCUCUAAUCAGGGAAAGAUUAAGAGCCUUAGAAGCAGAUAGUGGAUUCUUGAAGCAUACUGCAAUGACACUCCAAAAGGGUGAGACAGGAACUAAACUUCUAACAGAGAUAGCUCAACAUCUUCGGAAACUACGUCGAUUGGAGGACAUAAACACAACAGAUAGUAGCACAACGGCUUAG